CUCAUACUACUCCCCCUUUGCGUGGGUUCGAUCCCCUGUCGUAGCGCCCUGGUGGGUAAAGCAGCUCCUUCCUGAUUAGGUAACCUAAGCGAAAUACAAACCAACGACCGCUGCACUAUACUACCUACUCUCCCUUUGUCUCUUCCUCGCCUCCCCGGGUAUUCUGACGGGAAAUCUUGCCAAAAGGCCGCCGAUGCGCUUGCAAGGCACUACUUCCAGGGUAUGCUGGAUGGAUCACACCUCGACGACCUCUAUAAGCUGGCCAAGCUGGCCGAGUCGGACGAGUCCGAUUCCUCCGGCAUCUAUAACCAGUCGGCCGGGUUCCAGGCCGUGGUUCUCGCUCGGAACGGCAAGAGAGAGCAGGCGAGGGCCGUACUAGCGCGGCGGGUGGAAUUGUCGCUGCAAAUACUAUCGGAUGAUGUAGCCGACAACGAUGCCUUGGGGUUCUCUAUCCCUCACAAGAUGCUGGAGCUGUACCAAGAUUUCCAGAAUGCGGCCAUUGCUCUAUCUCUCCUGGUGCGACCUGAUCUGGCGACGAGCGCCCUGGACUUCGAAGCCGACAAAUGUAGCUGACGGCGAUGACAAGCAAUGAGUGUUGGACAUGGUCCGCAAUCUGGCCAAGGACACAGUUCAGGCAGCCAAAACCCAGGUUCCGGAUGCCAGACAACAGGUCCAACGCAUUAAAGCUGCCCGUGCGUAUGCUGAGACGCUGACAAAACCGGAGAGCCACGACACAGACAAGAAAACUCACACCCCCACUGUCAACCUUGAUGAGUUGGGCUUUACUUGGUACUGCGACGGCCGCACGGCGGAUGGCGUGGGCUGCAACAACGGGGCCGGUUUUGAGAAUGAGCUCUAUCAUUGCGUCUACUGUUCGGCAUGCGAUUUCUGCCGGGACUGCCUUGAUUGA
This is a messenger RNA of Aspergillus novofumigatus IBT 16806, 910 nucleotides long. RefSeq lists its product as uncharacterized. Bases 223 to 573 code for a protein of 116 amino acids. Lineage: Eukaryota; Fungi; Ascomycota; Eurotiomycetes; Eurotiales; Aspergillaceae. The transcript has 2 exons. The record is from RefSeq and is a predicted model, not a curated record.